This is a messenger RNA of Melanotaenia boesemani (Boeseman's rainbowfish), 4551 nucleotides long. RefSeq names its product nuclear receptor ROR-alpha A-like. The record is from RefSeq and is a predicted model, not a curated record. The transcript has 12 exons. NCBI's taxonomy places the organism in Eukaryota, Metazoa, Chordata, Actinopteri, Atheriniformes, Melanotaeniidae. Gene Ontology annotation, molecular function: nuclear receptor activity; RNA polymerase II cis-regulatory region sequence-specific DNA binding; zinc ion binding. Gene Ontology annotation, biological process: regulation of transcription by RNA polymerase II. Gene Ontology annotation, cellular component: nucleus. The coding region runs from base 127 to 1740 and encodes 537 amino acids.
CUUCUCCACGCGGCGCUCGCAGCUGCGACCUGACGGCCGCUCAGCAACCACUCAGCUCUUUCAGGAACAACCUGACUGCCGAGAAAGGGGUUUAUGUGAAUUUGAGGCAGUUUAUUCGAUUUGUGGAUGGAGUCGUCCUCGCUGGAUUCAUUGAGGGAGGCGGACAGGAGUCUCUCAGAGCCCGCUACACCAGCCUCAGAGACUCCUCACCGCACACCGGUCAAAGCGCACAGCCGCUCCAAGUCCUCCGGGUCCGGGCAGGGGAAAGGUUUGUCAGCAGCUGUGAAGAAGACACACUCAUCUCAGAUUGAAAUCAUCCCCUGUAAGAUCUGUGGAGAUAAAUCAUCAGGGAUCCACUAUGGCGUGAUUACGUGUGAGGGCUGCAAGGGUUUCUUCAGGCGGAGUCAGCAGAGUAACACCAACUACUCCUGUCCCCGUCAGAAAAACUGUCCCAUUGACCGAACGAGCCGAAAUCGCUGCCAACACUGUCGUCUCCAGAAAUGCCUGGCUGUAGGCAUGUCCCGAGACGCGGUGAAGUUUGGCCGCAUGUCUAAAAAGCAGCGGGACAGUUUAUACGCAGAGGUUCAAAAGCACCGCCUCCAGCAGCAGCAGCAGGGUCCGCUCCGGGCCUGCCCCAGCCUCGGCAGCCCCAGUCCGGGCGAGGCCGAGUCGCUGUCUCCCCACUACACCCUGUCCUCCACACCCCUCACAGAGCUGUCAGAUGAGGUGGGACGCUACAUGGAGCAGAACUCACCUGAGGAGCCAUCUUUGUCAUCUAAGCAGGCAGACUCUAGAGAAGGAGGAGGAGUGGAUGGAGGAGGUGGAGGGUUCUACUUGGACAUCCAACCAUCUCCGGACCAGUCAGGGCUCGAUAUUAAUGGGAUCAAGCCGGAGCCGCUGUGUGACUACGGACACAGUAACGGCUUUUUUCCGUACUGUUCCUUCAGUAACGGAGACUCAUCUCCAACCAUGUCCACGACCGAACUUGAUCACUUGGCCCAGGUUGUCUCCAAGUCCCACCUGGAGACGUGUCAGUACCUGAGGGAGGAACUGCAGCAGAUGAGCUGGCAGAGCUUCCUGCAGGAUGAGGUAGAAAGAUACCAGAGCAAGCCGCGGGAGGUGAUGUGGCAGCUUUGUGCUGUCAAGAUCACAGAGGCCAUCCAGUAUGUGGUGGAGUUUGCAAAGCGCAUCGACGGCUUCAUGGAUCUCUGCCAGAAUGACCAGAUUGUGCUGCUGAAAGCAGGUUCACUAGAAGUCAUCUUCGUACGAAUGUGUCGAGUGUUUGACUCACAGAACAACACCGUCUACUUUGAUGGGAAAUUUGCAGGUCCUGACGUCUUCAAAGCGUUAGGUUGUGACGACUUGAUCAAGUCCGUGUUUGAUUUUGCAAAGAGCAUGUGUUCACUGCAGCUGUCAGAGGAAGAGCUCGCUCUCUUCUCGGCGUUUGUUCUGCUCUCUGCAGAUCGGUCGUGGCUGCAAGAGAAGCUGCAGGUGGAGAAGCUUCAGCAGAAGACUGAGUCUGCUCUGCAACAUGUUUUGCAGACUAAUCAGAGAGAAGAUGGAGUUCUGGAAAAGCUCAGGUGUAAAGUGUCGGUGUUGCGUUCACUGUGCACGCGACACACGGAGAAGCUGUCGGCAUUCAGAGCCAUUUACUCCGACGUUGUUCGAACACACUUCCCUCCUCUCUACAAAGAGCUGUUUGCUGCUGACCUCGAGCUGAACCUGCAGACCAGCGACUAAAACAGAGACCAUGUGCUCUACAGAUCAUCCUGAAGGACCAUGCCCAGUGUCCACGGGAACAGAAAACGGGUGACUCAUGCAGCCAGAGGCGGCAGCUGCAUGGCUGCACUUCUCCUGGACUUCUGAGUACAGCAGAAGAAGAAGAGACUUUAACCAACCUGCUCCUCCUCCUCUCAUGGAUGCAGUGAAAAGUCAGGGGGUCUCUCUCCUCUCAUCUUUUGCAUCCAGGAAUCCCAAACCUCUGACAUUAAAAUGCACUUCCAGUACUCGCUCUGAAACCUGGUCUGUUUCCUUCAGCAGAUUGUCCAGACAUGACUUUUUUGUUCCGUUACUGUGAUUUUGCACUCAGCUUGAGGUCAGACAGUAACGGUCCCAACCCGAACGAACCUGGAACUGCUUCAUUACUUCUGCUCUCUGUAAAUGAUGGGAAUUAAUCAGAAAGAGAUGGAGGUCAAACUCCAUCUUUAGGUUGCCAUAAGGCUUCAGUAGUCUCACACUGCAUUCAUGUCCAUUCAUUUAGAUAUAUGAAAGAUUUUUAUUCCUGACUCAGAUCUGUGAUGGACGAUGACGUUCUGACGGUUCCAAGUAGGGACUUAUUUCCAAUUAUGUUUCAGUAACAAAACAACUUUUACCAAGUUCCCAUAGUAAAAGCUUUGUUUCACAUUUGUGCAUCAGUUCAAAUUGCUACAUAAAUAUCUCAUUUUUUAUUAGAAGAGUUUUUUUGAUAAUACAACAGUUUAAUUUGUAUGCUCAGAGUUGAUCAGAUCAUAUAGAUUAUUGAUUCUGAUAAUUGAUAAUAAACAUCAGAAUAAUUCCCAGCACAUCAGAGUGUGGAGAAGAAGUUGUGGAGGGCUUGACUUUGUAGACAGAAAGGUAAAAGAUGAAUUCUCAAAUUUGGCUUCCUGCGAACUAGAGGUCAGUAUUACUGUUUGUAAUCUUUAACACUUUUAACUGCAUUAACAUGUAUUUUAGAUGUUUGUUUUUCUUUUUCUGGGGAAAAAAUGCUUCGGAGCGUCUGAGGCUGCUGGGAAGUCGAGUCCUUACAUUAACCAUUUGAGUUCUGUGCUUAUUUUUUAGACCUCUGCUCAAAAAUUGCACACCCAUAAUGAAAUGAAUAUGUCUCUGCAACCAGAUGGUCUAUUUGAAUGCUUUGAGACACUUUGAGAAUGAAUAUGAAUAUCUCUUUCACUAGUUAGUGAAAUAAAUAUAGAAGCUGAUGCACAUUGACGGCAUCACUUCCCUCGUGGAAAUAAACAUUUUCCUUAACUUCCUGCUAAUAUCUCUCCAUAAACAUCGGAGCAAAGCAGAGCUUUUGUUUGUUAGUGUUUUCAUGAUUGAAUCAUGCACAACUCUCUGUACAUGGCUGGUUUUAGUUGAAAGUACAAAAGACUUUGCAUCCAUCCAUUUUUCUGCAUCCAAAUGGAUGGUCUCUAAAAAGGAGGUUUGAUUAAAAAUUAAUCCUCCUUUUAGUACAAGCUGAUGAAAAUAGUUUUAAGUAUAAGACUAUUGCCAAUUCUCAUUCUGUUUAAAACUGUUACAGGUAUUACUUCUCAGACAGCGUAACACAUUCAAAUAAAUUUUCUUUAGACUGGCAGCAGAAAUAUUGAAUCGAUAACUUACCAGAGCACAGGUUUAAUGACGUUUGACCGAAUCUGAAUAAAGAUCUAGUAUCAAAUCCUUUUCUUGUUUAACACAAAUGGAAUAAAAAAAAAUCAUAAAAUAUCAUAAAUUUUCAACCUAAAUGUCAAGUCAUUAAUACAGUGAAUGCAGCAGAAGGUUUUUACACAUUUUGCAUCAACAUAUGAAAAGGAAGUUUUCUGAGAAACUUUAUGAAUGCAGAUAUUUUACCUGUUUAGGAGUCGGGUGUAGAACUAAAACUAACCAUUUACCUACCCAGUGAUGUGAAAAGCUGCAAAAAAUGUGCUCCUUCCUUUGAAUUCAGAUGCAGAUUUUUAACAGAAAAUAAAUCACUGUCCAUAAUUUCGUUCCUCAUCGUCCUCCUGCUUCGGCACCUGCCUACCAACAUCAGCCCCAGCAGCCAGUCUGUAGCACCACCUUGUGGCUCAGACAAGGAAGUGCAGGUCCUUUACAUUGUGACAGCGUUUUAGAUUUAUUAUGACCUCCACCAAGGCGGAAAUCUAAUCUCAAAACCAGAAUAACAUAUUUGAUUUUGGGGGUAAUCUGGAUCACUGCCUGGAUCCAAGAAUUUUUUUAAGGAUUCUUUACAAUAGGGAUCAUUUUGCCAAUAGAGUUUGUAACUCAAAAAUAAUGGCCACAAUUAUUGGCAAAAAAAGAUAAAUAAAUAAAUAAAAGAAAAGAAAACAGUGUUUUGGCAGAGGUCUGCUUCUCUGAGUGCUUCUAGUUUAUUCCUGUGAAGCCAGUGUGCAGCUGCUCUUCAGUCAAGUCAAUCAAUAAACUAAGAAAAAUUGGCAAUAAAACUUUAAAACUACAUUUUACCUGAUACCAAACACUCACAAGAUUUUUCUCUUUGUUCCUUUCAAUAAAACAUCUUUUUUUCUGUCUGAAAAUGACACAAACUCUGAUAAAACUGACACAGCCUAACUGAAGCAAUAGUAGCCUGUUGGCUAACAGUCCAUGCAAAAUAAAGUUGACUAAUGGGCACGGUGUCAAAACUGUAAACAGGUAAAAAGAUUAAUAUUUAAAAAAGCUAUGCAGACGUCUUUAAAACACGUUGCACUACAGCAAAUCUGCUGCUCUAACCCACAGCACACAUUAUACAGUUUGUAACAUCACAAUUCUCAGAGGAUCCACAUUUUCCCACCAUCACAAUCAGGGUUUGUGGGUUAGUUU